AUGGAUGCUGUCAACUACUGGUUCGCUGGAACAUCUCUCGACUGGGUUAUCAUUAUCGCGCUCGUCUUGGUGCCGGCGGGUUGUCGGUGGUCGGCGCUUAACGGCGCCUCAUGGAUUGCAGACACCCUCGUCCUCGCGCCGGGAUUGCUUGCGCCGCAGGAUGCUUGCGCCGCGAAGAGAGGCGAACUGCCUGUCGCUGGUGCGAUGCACAGCGGACUCGUUUCUCGAAUAGAAAACCCUGCGAUGGUCUCAUGGUUGUACCAGAUCAGCCGCCCCGGGCAUCUCGUUGAAGCGCUGGUGGAGACAGUCGGAUCCGAAACCCCAUACACGACGCUCACAUACGGGACCACUCAAGCCGUCGCCUUCCGACGCAUCCGACUCGCCGUGAAGGAAUUCCUUCCCCUUUCCUUUAUUCCAUACGUGACGGGCAUCCUUUGCACAAUAACCUCCUUUGUCUUUCUCAGCUUCAUCGGCGAUUAUUGGGCCAUGGGAGUACUAUCGAUACUUGUGGUGGCAAAGGGUGUGAAUGUGGUCACAUCCAGGCGGCGAUUCAUCCGAGACGGAGGCGGCAGAUCCUCGCCACGCGUCUCGGGUGAUUUGCUGGUUCUCCUCAACCCAAACCGUUGGGUCAGGUUGCGUGGCGAUGAGGAUGACUUAGACUUUAUCACUUCCAGACAGAGCGUACGCGAACCCACGUAUGUGGAGAGUCUGGCGCUGGGAGGAGCCACACUAUCGGUGUACGCAGCUGCUAUACUUGCCCGAAAAUCGACGACGGUUGGAAAUCUGGUCAUUGCUAGUCUACUUUCCAUAUCCGCCGCACUUCUCAGGCUAUACAACGCAGCGUCGCGUUGUCUCUAUAUCCUAAACCGCAAGGUUUCACGGCAUGGUUCAGCCAAGAGAUACGAACGGUUAUUAGAUCUGGCAGAGGAAAUGAUCGAUAUUCACGGUGGUCGAAGGGAUUGGGCAAUCGAGAUGGGCCUUGUCUUAUCUCAGCCCGAGCCAUCCGCGCCUCGGCCACCAUUCACCCUAUUCUCAAUGAGUUCGAAAAACACGAUACGCAAGCAACGUGAACAUAGUGGCCGGUAUUGCAUCCCUGCCGCCUUGGCAGAUCGGCAAAUCAAAGACCCGGCUAUGCUUUUGGCCAUCCUCAACGAUAUCUUCGGGACACAUUACUCUCUUCAAGUUUUCCCGGAGUUGGAAGCCGUUUUGCUCUCUUUCAUCGGCGCGUGUUAUGACUUCGGGAUGAUAUAUGGUCUGCUUCGACCUCGAUGGUUCUGUACUUCUGAAUUGGGAUCUGUCGUGUCUCUUCUGGAACAACUGAAGCACGAGGAUACUCGGCGUAGAAAACCUUCUGACCGUGCGCGGAAGACAGGCUUGAUCCUAACACCCACGCUUGCACCUCGGCGGGUGUGGGAUCUGUACAGUAAUCGCAUUUUGCCGUCUUGGGCGACCAAACUUGUCUACUCUGAUAUAAUAGCUGUGUCACACGCUUGGUUGUCUCCUUCCGCGCGCUCAGAAACCAGUACAGCUAUCAAUCACUAUGAAUGGCCAGUAGCUCUUCCUCGAGAACUCAGUCUGGAUGAUCUUCGAAUCGAGCUUCUGAAUCUGGGAUGCAAGGAGUCUGGAAAUCUCGAGUAUGCCUGGCUUGAUGUUUUGUGCUUGCGCCAGCAAUCUGGAAAGCCUUUGACCUCCGACGAACUUGCCCAAGAGUGGACGAUUGAUGUCCCGGCAAUUGGAGCGAUAUACCGAAAUUGCAAGUCUGUUGUUGUGUACAUGAAUGGGCUUGGACUUCCUUUUCAGACGAGUGAUUUGAGCGAUCCUAGCCAUUGGUGUAAUCGCGUUGAGACACUGCAGACGCUGCGUCUUCGAGACUCGGGGAUGCUACUGGGCGGCAGAACUGAUGGAUCGCCUUCAUUUGAUUUUAGUUCAUUGAAUCGUGUUGUCACAAAGGAGCCGUUUGUGCAACAGCUCGGCUUCAGAAUCUUGACCGGAGAGGCGAACAUGCGCCACAUUAUUUCAGCCGUGGCUGAGAUGAAGAGCCGCUCUGCGCGAGAGGAUAUAGAUAAGAUUGCUGGCUUGAUCUACCCCUUCUGCGCGACCAUACAUCCUGCACUCUAUCAAGCACCGGAGUUCUUCGAGUCGAGAAGAUUCUUCGGGCUCUACGUGGGAGUUGGCGAGCUAGCCGCUCCGAUGUUUCACGCCGUCUUCAAGGCCAUACGAUCAGUAGUUCCUGGUGCUCAAGAGAUCUACCACGCAGCGAUCAUUUCCAGUGUAUGGCGGCGGUUCAUCUACUGCGUCACAGCUUCCACCCGCGCAGAUCUUUUCUACCUCUUCCCCGCCGCGGGUGAUGGUCAUUUCAAGUGGACGCCUUCUUGGUCCCAGCUCUUUGACAGAGCAGAGUCUCUGAUGAAAUAUGGAUCAUAUGCAUUGCAGCUUCCGGAUGAAUACAGCCCUUUUCUGCUAGACAUGAAGCCGCCAGCGCGACAUGAGCUUGCAAUGUCCAGUAAACCAAGACAAUACGGCGAUCAUGACGAGGAAUACUUCUGUCGGGCCGUUCGUGUCCGCGACUGUCGCGUCAGCGGUUUUGCAUGUGCUGCGCCGCCCGCUGAAAUCCGCCGAGGCACGAUUACGUUCUCUGCGAAGAGGCCUGACGGCACGAUCGAUACUAUGAUAGUGAACAUGGUUGCUCGCCAUUCCAUCCCCAUCCCCAACGGGGCGUACUGUGCGCUCGCCAAUCUCGCCAAUGGCGCUAAUGCUUGUCGUUAUUGGGUCGUUGGCUACUUGAAUGGCGGUCUCAUCGACACCAGACCACGAUUCACCAAAAUAUCUGUUUUAGAGGUUGACAACGAUUUCGGGGGCGAGUGGACAAGCAUGCGCUUGGGAGAGAAUCUCGGGGCUUUGAGAUGGGAUGCGGCCCAUGGCGAGUACAAGGGUCAGAAAACCAGCCGAUGGGUCAAAUCGGUGAGACUCGCCUAA
Messenger RNA from Peniophora sp. CBMAI 1063, 2976 nucleotides. NCBI's taxonomy places the organism in Eukaryota, Fungi, Basidiomycota, Agaricomycetes, Russulales, Peniophoraceae. The record is from the annotation of a GenBank genome assembly.